Messenger RNA from Hemicordylus capensis (graceful crag lizard), 1705 nucleotides. RefSeq names its product cornifelin homolog. The transcript is spliced from 7 exons. Bases 763 to 1488 code for a protein of 241 amino acids. Gene Ontology annotation, cellular component: cornified envelope. NCBI's taxonomy places the organism in Eukaryota, Metazoa, Chordata, Lepidosauria, Squamata, Cordylidae. The record is from RefSeq and is a predicted model, not a curated record.
CUAGAGCUUUCUCUAUAGGUUGGGUGGGAGACGAUAUAGAAUGGGGGUGUCACUAAACAGAAGAUGUGGGAGAUUAAACAUAUCUGUGGCAGUGCUGUAUUGCAGGGUAUGCACUCCUGCCUCUUCAGGCUGUAGCAGUUAGUUGUGGGAUGAGGGCACCAAGGGUAUCUCUGUGCCAGAGACUUCAGCCAGUGUCAUCGAAAUUCCCUCUUCACAGAACUAGAGUUCCCUGAAAAGUGGUGGCUGCUGCUUCAGCUGCUGCUAGUGAUCUCUAACAGAGUCCUCUGCUCCUCGCCAUGUUCAGUUCCCAGGAUUCUUUGGUCAAACCCAUUGUGGAGUUCCCACACCACUGCCAGAGAGAGGCUCUUCUGGGCAAUCCAACAAGUCUUUCUCUGUAAAGAUAAAGCCCCCCACUGGAGAACAAAGCCAGCUAAAUGUCAAGAUUAGACUGUUGGGCACCUCAUGGGUUAAAUGAGGGUUUUGACUUCCUGCCUCUCCUGUGAGUCAUUAGAUGGUUCUCAAUCAAUUCAGGUGCAGCCUGUUACCUCCCAAAUUAGAUGGUUCUCAAUCAAUUCAGGUGCAGCCUGUUACCUCCCAAAUUUCCCCUCUUUGUGUAUAGAGGCACCUCUUUGUCUGGAAGGAAGGCUGAGAGUUUGUUUGAGUGUGAACCCUGAGGAUCGUCAUAAUUGUAGUGAGUAAAAUAGCUGCAGAUUUCCCUCUCUGGAGGCUACAAGCUUCUGAACAAGAGCUGAUCCAUGGGGGAUGACUGAGGUUAUUAAACCCCUGGAAAAGCUGCACCUGCACACAAUGUUUGCAGGCCAGGCUUCUGCGAAAAGGACCAAAGAGCAGGACCAGCAAAAGAAGAAUCUAGCUGAAACCCUCCUUGGUUGGUUGGUAGCAGAAACAUGUGCCCCGUUCCACUGGCAAACUUCCAGGUCAGAACAUCUAUGCUGCACCACCAUCUUUAAUAUCUACUGGGAACAUCUUCUGAAACUUAGCAUCUAUGCACCAUGGCAGGAACCCAAGAAUAUGCAGAGAAACGUCCUCAAUGCCUUCUCCUCCUCAAAGGAAUUAUCUUCUGCUGGAAGCUUGAUAAAGGCCGAGUCGGAAAGACAGAACUUUACUCAAAUAGGAGCUAGUAUGUCCUAUCAGACAGAGGUGAUCAUUGACUCCCAGCCACAAGCUACGGGCACCAGCUACACGCUCAAUUCCCAAGAGGACUGGAAUUCAGACCUGUGUGACUGCUGUUCUGAUAUAAAGCUGUGUCUCUGUGCUACUUUUAUACCCUGCAUCUUAGCCUGCCAUGUGGCAGAAGAGGCGGGCGAGAGCUGCUGCCUCCCAUGCCUGCCUGGCAGUCUCAUCGCCCUACGCACGGAUGUGCGAGCAAGAUACCACAUCCAGGGCUCUAUUUGCGAGGACUGGGUAGUGAUGACUUGCUGUCCACUCUGUGGUCUCUGUCAACUUUCAAGACAACUGAACAAGAGAUGAAACAGAAGGGAAGGCAGAAAACGUUCAUUCCUGCAGCAGGAGAUACACUGGCUGGAUAAAGGAGUUAUGCAGUUUCUGAACAGCAGAAGUAUAUUAUUGCAAGGCAAGACAUCUUUUACGUUUGCAGGAGGAACAUAAAAGAGGUGGGUGGGACCUCCUUGCUUAGUCCCUGUUAUCAGCCCACCUUUAAAUCUAAUAAAAUAAUGUCACAAUCCUG